Molecule: messenger RNA, 462 nt
Organism: Prunus armeniaca (apricot)
Lineage: Eukaryota; Viridiplantae; Streptophyta; Magnoliopsida; Rosales; Rosaceae
Source: the annotation of a GenBank genome assembly
AUGGCUUUGCCAAGUGAUUAUGCGGACCCUAGUGGAGUCUUACCCGAAGGGUUUCUUGAUCGAACGGCUAAGAUUGGGAAGGUCAUAGGGUGGGCCCCACAAGUGGACAUUUUGGCCUACUCGUCAAUCGGAGGGUUCGUAUCCCAUUGUGGAUGGAAUUCCAUGUUGGAGAGCUUGUGGUACGGUGUCCCAGUGGCCACGUGGCCAAUCCCCCAUUUUGGGUGUUUUAGUGAAACUCCCAUAAAAGAAUUGGGACUGGCUGUGGAGAUCAAGAUGGAUUAUAGGAAGGAUAGUGAGGUGGUUGUGAGUGCACAAGACAUAGAGAGAGGAAUAAGACAAGUGAUGGAGCAUGAUAGUGUUAUAAGGAAGAGGGUGAAGGAAAUGAGUGAAAACAGCAAAAAAUCCCUGAUGAAUGGCGGAUCCUCAUACUCUUCAUUGGGUCGUUUUAUUGAUCAAAUUUAA